Messenger RNA from Xenopus laevis (African clawed frog), 1257 nucleotides. RefSeq names its product 5-hydroxytryptamine receptor 3A (gene htr3a.2.S). The coding region runs from base 1 to 1257 and encodes 418 amino acids. The transcript is spliced from 8 exons. Lineage: Eukaryota; Metazoa; Chordata; Amphibia; Anura; Pipidae. The record is from RefSeq and is a predicted model, not a curated record.
AUGAAACUAAGGCUGUUGCAAAGAGUUCCAGAUAUGAUUAUCAGUAAUGGAAAUGGGAACAUGUUACGUUUUUAUUGUAUGUUAACCCUGUGCCUCAUCGUGAGCUCCACUGCUCAAGAGAACGAGAACAGUAAUUCAUCAAAACCAACCCCAUUGCAGUUAUAUGAUCACUUGUUCAAAGGGUACCAGAAGUGCUUAAGGCCAGUGAAGAACUGGAACAAUACCACAACUGUGUACAUAGAUGUUACUAUAUAUGCAAUUCUAAAUGUGGAUGAAAAGAAUCAGUUAUUGACAACCUACAUAUGGUAUACUCAGCACUGGAUUGAUGAGCAUUUGAACUGGAAUCCAGGAAUGUUCAAUGGUAUACAGAGACUUUCCAUUCCAGCUGAUCAAGUCUGGGUCCCAGAUAUACUUAUUCACGAGCUUGUGGAUACAGGAAAAUCUGCAGAAAAUCCUUACGUCUAUAUUUCCCAUAAAGGUGAAGUAAUACAUGCUAAACCCAUUCAAGCGAUGACAACUUGCGACCUUGGAAUAUACUAUUUCCCUUUUGAUGUGCAGAAAUGCAAUUUUACCUUCAUCAGCUGGCUUCACGUUGUUCAGGAUAUGAAUAUAACACUAGGAAGAUCUAGAGAAGAAGUGAAGAAGGACAGAAGGAUCUUUAUGAACAAUGGAGAAUGGGACCUUCUUCUUGUAUUGCCAACAUAUUUUUUGUUUGAGGAUCUUGACUAUAGCUAUGGAGGACAGGUUUUCACUGUGGUGAUCAGAAGAAGACCUCUUUUUUAUUUUGUGCACCUGAUUAUACCUAGUGCAUUUCUCAUGGUUCUAGACAUCCUUGGAUAUUUUCAGCCACCAGAAUGCGGAGAACGAAUUUCUUUCAAGAUCACCCUGCUUUUGGGCUACUCUGUUUUUCUUAUUAUUGUAUCAGAUAAGUCACCUGUAACAUCCAGGGGAACACCGCUGAUAGAGCAACUGGCUAAGUACAACCAAGAAAAUGUUGCAGACGGCAAAAACUCUAUGGGGCUGAUUCUGCCAAAGAGAGAAAACCCUGAUAUACUGGAUAGUAUCCUACAGGAGGUUAUCAGCAUCAGAAAAUCUGUGGAAAACAGUUCAAGUCAUGACAGUGAGGUGGAGUGGCUGCAGAUUGCAUAUGUCCUUGACAUCCUACUAUUUCGACUGUAUCUAGUAGUAGUAUUUACAUAUUUCCUUACCUUAGGAAUCUUGUGGUCUCAGUGGCAGAAAUCCAUGACAAACUUUUAG